Messenger RNA from Drosophila virilis, 2163 nucleotides. Its product is annotated as G-protein coupled receptor moody. Gene Ontology annotation, molecular function: G protein-coupled receptor activity. The record is from RefSeq and is a predicted model, not a curated record. Gene Ontology annotation, cellular component: membrane. Lineage: Eukaryota; Metazoa; Arthropoda; Insecta; Diptera; Drosophilidae. Gene Ontology annotation, biological process: G protein-coupled receptor signaling pathway.
UCGGCGCAGGAACGAGCGCGUCAUAGUUUGAAACGCCGCAUUCCUUGGCUGCGCACACCCAACCCCAAACCGCGCUGCCAAUCCCGCUGAGCGAACCGCGACCAGUCAGAAGUUCGAGCGUGGCGUAGCAUGAUUCACCAGUUGGAUAGCCAGGCGCAGGGCCUGGACAUCCAGCUGCUCGGCGUGCCAGGCGCGGUGGCCCAGCCGCUGGCAUUGGCCCGCAAGGCUGGCGGCACCAAUCGCAGCAACAGCAUGGACCAGGAGAACGAGCUCUUCGAGGGCUAUUCGGACGAGCUGCUGACAUUCGCAUGGAUCGCCUGCAUUGUGUUCAUCAUUGUCGGUGUGCCCGGCAAUCUGCUGACCAUUGUGGCGCUGUCGCGCGGCAAACAGACACGCAACUCGACGGCGAUAUUCAUCAUAAAUCUAUCCUGUUCGGAUCUGCUCUUUGGCUGCUUCAAUCUGCCGCUGGCCGCUUCCACGUUCAAGGAGCGCGCCUGGACGCACAGCGAUCUGUUGUGCCGCCUCUUUCCGCUGCUCCGCUAUGGCCUUCUGGCCGUAUCGCUGCUCUCCGUCUCGCUGAUCACCAUCAAUCGGUACAUCAUCAUUGCCCAUCCGCGCCAGUAUCCACGCAUUUAUCAGCGUCGAUAUUUGGCGCUCAUGGUGGCGGGCACCUGGCUGGUCACGUUCUCGAUCAUGAUACCGACAUGGCGCGGCGUCUGGGGCCGCUUUGGCCUGGACACGAGCAUCGGUUCCUGUUCGAUAUUGCACGACAAGUACGAUCGUUCGCCCAAGGAGUUCCUUUUUAUGGCCGCCUUUAUGCUGCCCUGCGUCUGUAUUGUCAUAUGCUAUGCACGAAUCUUUCUGCUGGUGCGCCAGGCGGCGAUGCGGGCGGGCGCCAAGAGCUCCGAGCUGGCCAUAACGCCGCCCAUACAAACGCCCACGCAAACACAGAAGCCGCCGGUCGCCGACAAGCCAAAGGAUAAAAGCAAGGUCAAGAGCAAGGAUAGGCAGCAGGAGCUGGACAAGGAUGCGGACUUCGGCACAUCGCGUCCCUUUGUGGUCGCCGAGAGUCUGGCCUACAUCGAUGACAACGCCUCCUCGGAGAGUUUUCCCAUCUCGUACAGCAUCAAACAGGAGGCACCCAUCGAUGCCAAUGUUGUCCUGCAGGACAAUAAUCUGGCCAACAAUAAGCAUUCAGUUUCUGGAUCCGCUCCAGCAACGGGUCCAGCAACUGCCGAUGCGACAGUCAACAAAUCCCAGAGCCAGCUGGAGCAGGGCCGCAACUCAAAGAACCCAAUCACCACAUCGCUGCGCACCUCGUUCACCCGCUUCAGUCCACGCAAAUCGCACUAUGUGUCCAUGGGUAAUACAUCGAACGCCUCGUCGAUUUAUCCGGGUCGGAUGAGCGUCAAGGAUCGGCGCCUGCUCAAGAUGAUACUGGUGAUAUUUGUGUGGUUCGUCAUCUGCUAUCUGCCGAUUACGGUGGCCAAGAUCUGGAAGAGCGCCAACGAUGUGCACGUCUUCAACAUAAUGGGCUAUCUGCUGAUCUAUCUGACCACCUGCAUCAAUCCGCUGAUCUAUGUGCUGAUGAGCUCCGAGUAUAGGCGCGCCUACUGGAACCUGCUGCGCUGUCACCAGACCGAGCAGCAGCAGCAGCAGCAGCGGGCCCUGAAGAAGCAUCUCGAAUCGAAUCGGGCGCUCAAAACGUGAUCCAUGUGGGGAGUCGAGACGCAUCCCGAGUUCCGUCCCAGCAGUGACUAUCCAUAUACAUACAUACGAAGGGAGGUUUUCCAGAAAAGGUGUGACCGCAUAUUAGAGGUGCAUACAUACUCAUAGACCCAUACAAAUUCAUAUCCAUAUCCAUAUGCAUAUCCGUAUCCGUUUAAAAGCUUUCUUUUCAUAUUGAGGCGUUCUAGAGCCCGUACCUUGAUAUAUAUGUAAGAAAACUAAAAGAUAUGACCGUAUAUUAACUGGCCUAGAAAUCAAGAUAUGUACGCACAUUUAUAAGCGUAUCUAGUGUUAUAUAUUAUGGGGAACAAAGCCCCGAUGCCAUACAAAUGCCCCUUCCAGAUCCGUAAAACUGUUAUGCAUCAUAAUAUACAAAAGAUACAUAUAUAUAAUUAAUAUAAGGUCACACCUUUCAUAGGUGUCAAAUGUUACGUA